Messenger RNA from Asparagus officinalis (garden asparagus), 717 nucleotides. Its product is annotated as aconitate hydratase, cytoplasmic-like. NCBI's taxonomy places the organism in Eukaryota, Viridiplantae, Streptophyta, Magnoliopsida, Asparagales, Asparagaceae. Bases 196 to 717 code for a protein of 173 amino acids. Gene Ontology annotation, biological process: citrate metabolic process; tricarboxylic acid cycle. Gene Ontology annotation, cellular component: mitochondrion; cytosol. The record is from RefSeq and is a predicted model, not a curated record. Gene Ontology annotation, molecular function: 4 iron, 4 sulfur cluster binding; aconitate hydratase activity. The transcript is spliced from 5 exons.
UUUUGAUAACAUCUAUUCAGUGAUGGAAAAUAAAUUUUAUCUUUCACUUGAUUAUCAUGUGAUAGCAUGAAUAACCCUUAACGCCAAGUUAUAGUACUUUAUCUGAUAUUGAGCUCAAAGUCAGGCUAAUCUUUUUAAUUACAUCACAGAGAGCAUUUUGAUGCUUUAUCUUAAUGUACUACAGAGAAUUGGUGUAUGUCAGGUAUCAAGACACAUCUUUACCUGAUUGGUAAUUCUACUGAAGGAAAUUGUGUCUAUGCUGAUGAGGACUUACUGGAUGCUCUACUCGGUUCUGCGGUUCCUGUGGAUCUUGUUAUUGAUCACUCAGUACAGAUUGAUGUGGCAAGAUCAGCGAAUGCAGUUCAGGCAAAUAUGGAACUUGAGUUUCAACACUACAAGAUGAACUUGGAAUACCUUGGACGAGUUGUUUUUAACAAUGAAGGAAUGCUUAACCCUGACAGUGUUGUUGGUACUGAUUCCCACACAACUAUGAUAGAUGGGUUAGGUGUUGCUGGCUGGGGAGUUGGCGGAAUAGAUGCGGAAGCUGCAAUGCUUGGCCAGGGAGGAUAUGUGGGAAAGAGCAUAAAACAACAGUGCAUCAAGGGAUCAAUUGGCUUGACAGCAUGCUUGGGCUUUCGGCUUAUCUUGUGGAAAGCGUACUUUCAAGGUACUAUUGAAGACAUCCAAUUCAAGAAGAAAUCGGCGGAUAACCUCUAA